AUAGCUCGUUUGCAUAGUUCAGUUUAACAUGGCAACAAUGGCAACAAGCCAUGGGCUGUCGGUCUUAACCAAUUCUUGCAUCAAACCACCUGUUAAUCCUGAUUCAGGACUCUCGUCAACUUAUGAUAAACGACCAGAGGCCUAUUACAGGUAUCAUGAAAAUGUUGACAAUGCCGAAAUUAACGAGUAUGAGCUUCAAAAUCGAAACGGCGGCAAUGUCGGACACAUACUCGCCAACGUCCCAUUGGAUGAUGUUGCUUCGCACUUGCAAUUACUGUCUGACGACGAAUUUUAUGACAGACUCUUGACACUAAAGGAAGAACAGAAGAAAACCCUUCAGAGAUGUGAGGAAAUGUACCGACAGAAAUUGUCGAGGGAACAAGGUUUGACAACACAAGAUGCAGUUGAUGACAUCUUCCACCGGAAUGAAGUCCGGCAAACCGUGAAUGGACAUGUCUCAGAUUCAGAAGAUUCUCAGGCCUUCGCUGGAUUUUCUCAUUCACACCACAUAGAUCAAGUAAGAGAUAUGACUAGGAAACCUCCCAUAUCCCCAUUGGUUAAACACGCAUUACGACAGGGAGCAGUCAUGUCUCAAACCCUCCCUGUAAGAUCCCGAGUUUUUAAAGAACGGCCAAGUUCAGCUCCUGCCGCAGGGAGACAUUACUCAAGAAGUUUGGAUGGAGAUGACUGGCAAGAAGAUCAACAGCAAUCAGCAUAUGAAAGUGGCAACGAGGAACUUCUGGAGAAAUCACAGAAUAAAUCAUCUGAAGAAUUGUCAGCUGCUCUCAGUAGGAUUGACGACAUGUGGGACAAUUUUUCCAUUGAGGAUUAUGUGACAAGGGAGAGAAGACAUUCCUCUGCAUCUCUUGUGAAAGAAAAGAAAAGUAAGAGGCCUGAAGAUAACUGGAGACAUAGGCUUACCAUACCACAGCCUUUUAAAAUGACACUAAGAGACGAAAUAAAAGAAAAAAAGAAAACUUCAGCACAAAUUGAGUUAGAACUGAAGCGAUUAGAAAGAGAGAAACAGGAUGAGGCAGAAUGUCAGAAAAAGUUCAAAGCAUCUCCUGCUCCGGCCCACAUCUACCUUCCGCUGUAUGAUGAGAUACAAGAGAAGAAUGAAGCACGACGCAGAUAUGUGAGAGAAUAUUGCACAGAAAUGCUGAAAUCUCAAGAGAAACCAUUUAACUUCAUGACUCGAGAGGAAGAAAAAAAGAAGUGCAAACCCACUCCAGCACCAGUCGUCAAACCAGUAAAGGAGAAGCCUGUUUUCAAGGCCAAACCAGUCCCAGAGUAUCUCUAUGAUAACACUGUUAAUGAAAAGUUAAUGGAAGAGGAAGAAUACAGGAGAAUUCGCAUCCAGAUGAGGUCAGAGGAAUUGCUGCGGGAAUCAGCUCUACCUCCAAACAUGGCAGCUAGACAAAUGAUGAAGGAGGAAAAGCUGAAAGUAAAGGCCUUGAAAUCUAAGAGGCGACAUUUUAAACCUAAAAUCAACCGCUACGUACCAGAUUAUGAUGCUCUAUUUAACCAGUUCCAGAGGGAGCUAGCCAGACGGAAACGACAGAGAGAUGCAACUGUUAUGGAACCAUUUGAUUUGGAAACUGAGCGAAUCCCAUCCAGAAAAGAGAGGAUUCUCAGGGAAAUCGAGAGGGAUGAAGAGUUACGACGAGAGAACAGGUGGCCAUAUAGAUCUGGACGCAUGACUCCAAGAUCUGCAGGGAUUCUGUCUACGUCUUUGGAUUCCAUUCCUGCAAAGACAACCCACAGCAGUCAGCUAAGAGAAAGUGUUACUAGAGAUCAUCGACAGAAGCUGACACAGCGAGAACAAGAAGAGUUGGAAGAAGAGAGAAGAAGAAGAAUACGAGGGAUGAGAAUUAGGAAGACAAUCUCAGAAAGAUCUUCUGUAGAUAGUGCAAGAGGCCGACGUGAAACAGUCAGUGAUAGGAUGAAGAGAAUCAGAGAGGAGGAGAGAUCUCGUCAAGAGGAAUAUGAUCGAGAGCUGCAGAAAAUUCAGCAGAAAGUACAACAAAGACCAUUGUUGUUUGAACGUCAGUCACAGGUAAACGCUAGAAAAGCAGCAGAGAAGAAAUUCUCCAACACUUUAAGAAGUGUUGGGCUGGACGAAGACUUCCUUCACAGUCGCAGUUCGGCGACUCACAGUCGCAGUUCAAUGACUCACAGUCAAGUCGUGGAUGGGGACAACUACGAUGAUGAUAGUUUUGAUGACACUGCCCUCAAGUCUACAGAGAUGGAUGAUGAGUGACACGUUUACUGUUAGAACUAUUGUAUAAAUCUAAAGCAAAGUCAAAGGAAAAAUAAAUUAGAAAUAACAGUGAUGAAUAUAGCAUUUUGUGCUGAAGGCAUGUUUGCUGUACCUGCCUAUAGGUAUGCCAGCCUGAAAGAAUCUAAAUUAACACAUUCCAACUACUUUGCUGCAUAUUCUUUGGUUAGUUUUUCGUUUAGUUCAAUAUUCACAGCAUAUUCUGCAGAAAAUGGCUAAAGUAAUUUUAUUCAAAGAAAACUAUUUAUUUUUGUAUUUAUUACCCCUAUUGAUGUCGUUAUGUGUGUUUUACAAUCCGUCCAUAUUGUUGUAAGUCAACAAUGUCUAGUUAACACGGUCACUGUAAAUAGCUACUAUGUCUCAUAAAAUAUAUGUUAUAUGUUGGAAAUUAGUUUUCCUGUAUAUGCACUAAAAUAAAACAGUGCCUUUUAUAAUAGUUUUAUAACACUUCCUGGUCCAUCUUUCUCAUCAGACAAUUGUUAUCUUGAAAAAAACUUAUGUUAUUGCCAUAUUGCCUGCGGAAUUCUGUUCUUCCUGUGGAAAAACACAUGUGGCCAUGUGUUAAUAGGUGCCAUUGUAACAGACUAUUUGAGAUAUUGAUAAGGCCUUGUGUGGUAACUAAUUGUUUUGUGUGGUCAGUAUCUGCGGAUGACAAGAUCUACCUACCUCACUGUGUACACACUGUUUGCUCCUUAGCCAUAUAUAUGUAAAUUAGAAAUGCUGACAUGCAAAACUAACAUUCCUCGUCUUAUCAAUGUGUGAAGUGUAAAAAGUUAUUCACCAUUUUAUCCCUACUCAGCACAAAGCUAUAGGUUUAGAGAACAUGUAUGUAAUGAACAAAUCCUGUAUUUUGAAUAUUUGGUUGUUUAUGGAUUUUAAAAUUGUGUGGUUUAGGUAACUUGAGGUAUGGAGCAGUUCAGUGUCACACAUAUUUCAUCUUAGUUAUGACAUGAUUAACUGCAUGUUAAUAAAUAAGAUAUGAUUUUGUUUGUUUGAAAAGUUAUGAAUUUUUACUUGUGUAUGUCUGUGUCAAGUGCUUUUAUUCCUGUUGUGCACUCAUGUAUCUGUGAUAUCUACUCUUAUACAUGUCUGUACUGAGCAGUAGACGACCAAUCUGGAUGUCCAGUAUGUAUUUUACAUGUAUUUUAGAGGAAAUAGAGGUAGCGAUUCUAUUCCAAAUAAAAUAAAGCUACUUUUGUAGAA
This is a messenger RNA of Haliotis rufescens (red abalone), 3481 nucleotides long. RefSeq names its product protein FAM161A-like. Gene Ontology annotation, biological process: cilium organization. Bases 29 to 2260 code for a protein of 743 amino acids. Lineage: Eukaryota; Metazoa; Mollusca; Gastropoda; Lepetellida; Haliotidae. The record is from RefSeq and is a predicted model, not a curated record. Gene Ontology annotation, cellular component: cilium. The transcript has 5 exons.